AUGACCUCAGUGACUUGGCUCGGGGCUUUCUGCGGCGUCUGCGCAUUUAGCGUGGGGGUCUCGGCAGAUUGCCUGUCCUCCAUCCAAGUGGUGGACCAGUUUCUGUCGGAGGCGGAAGUAGGCAUCUUGAAGAGCACCAGCGGGGACAAGCUGCCCCACCAGGGCAUCCAGCAGCGUCUGGAGAAGGCCUUGGGCGGAAGCCUUGUGGUGAAGGGCAUCCCAAGUUCGCGCAAGACCGCGGACGUGGCGAAGCACCAGGACCAAUGGAGCAGCAAGCGCGUUGUGGAGGGAAAGGCGGGCAUAGUCUACCUGGAGUCCGCCGCAGACGGCGGCAACCUGGGCAGCAUCCUCUUCGAGGACCCCGGCUCCAAG
Molecule: messenger RNA, 372 nt
Organism: Symbiodinium sp. CCMP2456
Lineage: Eukaryota; Dinophyceae; Suessiales; Symbiodiniaceae
Source: the annotation of a GenBank genome assembly